AUGGCAGACGGUUCAAGCAUGAAAGGUUUUGGCGAUCAAGUCUACACAAAUCGAGAUGAAAUCCCAUUGAAAGAGGCUGGAACCGAGGAGAGUGACGAUGAUGAAAAAGAGCAAUUCUAUCCACCAGGCUCAAAGAUUGUUCCAAUUUUGAUAGGACUUUGCUUUCAAUCUUUUUGUAUGGCAUUGGACAACACAAUCCUCUCAACCGCGAUUCCCAAAAUUACCGAACAAUUUGACUCACUAGGCGACUUAUCGUGGUAUGCCAGUGCUUACCUCUUAACCACAUGUGCCGUCACUCUACCAUUUGGCAAAGUAUACACAUAUUAUUCGACAAAGUGGACAUAUAUGAUAGCUCUUGGCUUGUUUGAACUUGGUUCCCUAUUAUGUGCAGUCACACCAACAUCGAAGGGAUUGAUAUUUGGGCGAGCAAUUGCCGGCAUCGGAUCUGGAGGAUUGUCGCCGGGUGCUCUACUCGUACUCGCAAAUAGUGUGCCUCUUCACCGGCGUGCCCUUUAUUUUGGAAUUAUCGGCAGUACCAGUGGGAUUGCAACGAUUACAGGACCGCUGAUAGGGGGACUCUUGACUGAUCAUGUCAGUUGGAGAUGGUGUUUUUGGAUCAAUCUGCCUUUUGGUGUUCUAACUGGGAUUGUCAUUUUACUCUUCUUCAAGGAUUCCACGUCGCCAAAACCAAGAAAAAGCCGCGUUGGGCAGCUAAAGCGGAUGGAUCCCCUUGGUGUGCUUGCAUUCAUCCCGGCGAUCGUCUCACUUCUACUAUGCCUCCAGUGGGGCGGCACCAAAUACAGCUGGAGCAACCCUCGAAUAAUUGCUCUAUUUAUUCUGUUUGGGGUAUUCGGUUUUACAUGGUGCAUUAUCCAGAUCUGGAAGCAGGACGACGCUACAGUACCGCCCCGUUUGCUCAAGAAUCGAAACGUGCUUGGCGCAGUAAUUCACGCCACAUUCCUAGGAGGCUCCUUUUUUGUCCCUGGAUUUUAUCUUCCUAUCUGGUUUCAAGCAGUAAAGGAAGAUUCUGCAUCAGAAUCUGGAAUCAACAAUCUACCGAUGGUGGUGACUAUGAUUUUGUUUUCUGCUUUAGGGGGGCUGCUGGUAAAUGUCGUUGGAUACUAUGCGCCACUCAUGUUCGUUGGCAGUGCCUUUCUCUCGAUUGGCUCGGGACUGUGUGCAACUUUCAAAGUAAACAGCGGACAACCGCAGUGGAUCGGAUACCAAGUCAUUCUUGGAAUCGGAGCAGGACUUGGCUUCCAGCAAUCCAUCAACGCAAUUCAGACGGUACUGCCAUUACAAGACAUACCGAUUGGAAUUGCUAUCAUCACAUUUGCACAGAGCCUCAGUGGCGCAACGUUUAUUUCGAUUGCCCAAACCGUUUUUGAGAAUCGCCUUGUGGCCAGCAUAACGGCCAAUACUCCCAAUCUCAACCCAGACGCAUUAAUAAAAGUCGGAGUUGCAAAUCUAUCCCAACACGUGCCUAAAGGUGUUCUGCCUUUCGUCUUAUACGCCUAUAAUAUUGCCGUCAUUCAGACCUUCUACGUGUCUGUUGCUGCCGCACUACUCUCAUUUGUUGGCGCUGGACUUGUCCAAUGGAAGUCCAUGAAAAGACGACAGAAAAAUGACGGCGCAGCAGCUUGA
Messenger RNA from Penicillium digitatum Pd1, 1644 nucleotides. RefSeq names its product Major facilitator superfamily domain, general substrate transporter. The record is from RefSeq and is a predicted model, not a curated record. Gene Ontology annotation, molecular function: transmembrane transporter activity. Gene Ontology annotation, biological process: transmembrane transport. Lineage: Eukaryota; Fungi; Ascomycota; Eurotiomycetes; Eurotiales; Aspergillaceae. Gene Ontology annotation, cellular component: plasma membrane.